AUGCGAUGUGGCAUUCCCGAACUCUUGCCUUUUGCCAGUCCACGUUACCAUUCAUCGCAGUCAACGACGAAACAGAAUAGGUUACAGUAUAUCUUCGUGCAGGACAAGAUGUGCGCUUUACGAUAUCCUUCGACGCUUUGGUCAGUACAAGGGGAAUUUAGCUCCGGUCAGGUGGCUGUGAAUGACGAAGCUCUUCUGAAUGGUCGCAAACGAGAUCUGGCCUUUCACGACGUCAUAACAUUGUUAGAAGGGCCACGUUGUAUUCGCCUGACGUUCAGUGAGAAGCAAGCUGGAAUAAUCGACGACUUGCGCCCAUAUCUUGCAUGGGAGUCCAGUUCGUAUGCUCACGUUCGAUAUUUGGAGGAGAAAAAGAUCUUUUCUAUCGGAAGUGAUCGAGCAUGCGAUGUUUCGCUGCCAACGCCACAUUUGGCCGCCAACCAUGCCACAGUUGUGCGAAAUAUUUGCAGAGGAGUGGAGAGCAAAUGUCUUCGUGAAUGGUGUCCAAGUUUCCAAGCGAGGCACAAAAACUCUCGCAAAUGGAGAUAUAGUUACCAUCCACAAAGUGUGAAAUUCCGGUUCAACAGUGGAGACGGCUCCAAGGCACGCACGACUGCUGCAGGUGCUUCAGCAAAGGCCUCCCCUACUCGGAGUCUGUCCAAGUCCAGCCAGACAACAAAUACAUUGAGUCCAGCACCAAGCGUGGUGCCGCAGCCGGUUAACGAACGACAACAGGUUAAAUCAGGACGAAAUGAUACAAUCACGUUGACACAACUUGAAGCCAACUUGACAUGCUGUGUUUGCCUGAACAUAUUCUUCAAACCAAUCAACAUCGAUCCAUGUAAUCACAAAUGUUGCUACUCGUGUGUGUUAUCGUGGCUUCAGCGAAACGGCUUUGUUGGGAAAUGCCCUCAGUGUCGGUGCACUAUCAUGAGUGUGAAACUCGAUCCUGUGCUUAACAGUAUCGUGGACACAAUGUUAAGUAUGAAACCAGGAUUACGACGUAGCAGUGAAGAGAUUAGAAUGAUUGAAGAGAUGGAAUCUCGAAAUAUGAGGGAAUAUCAGAAUCUUCUACAGUAUUCCCUGACAGUGGAUGCUUUUCUUCCACAACCGCGAACACCAUGGGUGCCAUGA
This is a messenger RNA of Ostertagia ostertagi, 1131 nucleotides long. NCBI's taxonomy places the organism in Eukaryota, Metazoa, Nematoda, Chromadorea, Rhabditida, Trichostrongylidae. The record is from the annotation of a GenBank genome assembly.